AUGGGCAAUCAACUCUCCUACCUCGAAACUCCUCAUGAAAUCGAUCUGGGUCCCAAAGGCAGGCUUCGAGGAAUUCAAUAUGACAACAAAGCCCGCCGAUACGCUGGCGUACCCUACGCUCUGCCACCAGUAGGUGCCCAUCGCUGGAGAAAACCUCGCCCUUUGCCCGCGGGGCACAGUUAUAGUGAAUCGGGAAGUCCUUUCGAUGCCUCAUUUUUCCGUCCGGUUUGCCCUCAAGCGAAAUUUGAGUCUGGAGCCGAGAAGGACGUGGGCCCGGAAUCUUAUAGCGAGGAUUGUUUGCUGCUGAAUAUCUGGACCCCUGUUGAGGACCCUACAGAGAAUCCAAAAAAGAAAUGGCCGGUUGUUCUUUGGCUUCACGGUGGCUGGUUCCAGUUAGGCGACCCUCUUCAAGAAGUUGGAAUGAAUCCCACCGAGAUGAUCUCCACUGGAAAGCUCAACGCUAUCGUGGUCGGUAUCGGCUACAGGCUCAACGUGUUCGGUUUCCUUGCUGGUCAGGCUCUGCUUGACGAAAGUGAUGGUGAUAGCGCUGGUAAUUUCGGUCUCUGGGAUCAACGCUUGGCCAUGGACUGGGUGUACGAAAAUAUCGCGGCUUUCAACGGUGACAUCAAUAACAUCACACUGGGUGGUCGCAGUGCUGGAUCUUACGGCGUCCAAGCACAAGUUCUCUAUGACUUCCGACGCGAAACACAAUUAUUCCACCGUUUCUACAUGAUUUCAAAUGCGAUUCCGGCACAACCCAAGGCGCUGUCAGAUGUGAAUCCUCAAUUUGACGAGUUGUGCGAGUACUUUAGCGUGCCUGCCAACCUUUCCGGACCGGAGAAAUUAGACAGACUACGUGAAGUGAGCCACCAAGAUCUCAUUGCCGCACUGGGGAAUCUAAAAAACCACACAUUCCGCCCCGUGACAGAUGAGCUGUUUAUCUUCAACGGUUUCACCGACUACAAUCACAGCGGUGCAUUUGCCGAAGAAUUCAAGAAGCGGAAUCUACGGAUAUUCAUUGGAGAAGUUCUCAACGAGGAGACUCUCUACGCGACAUAUAACAACCCUAAGCCUAAUCUCGAGUCACUUCGGCUGCAAGUUUCGAACUAUUACGCACCGGAGACAACAGAUCGCGUAUUGAAGUCAUAUAAGCUUCCCACCACCGAGGAUCAAAUGGAAUGGAAUACGCUUUUCGGAAAUAUAAUUGCAGACGGUCAAGUUCGUGCUCCCUCACGCUGGUUGGUGAAUUGCCUUAGCAGUCAUGGCGUGCCUUUGCGUCACAUUUGGCGGUAUCGCAUUGCGUACCGACUUUCGUUCAUUACAGAUAAAGUGUCACCUUUAUCAUUUGGCGUAGCGCAUGCCAUGGAUAAACCAUUUUGGAACUUCUCGAUCAUGCACGGCCCCACUUCCCAAGAAAGAAAACUGAUGGAAGACUGGAUUGAGGCAUUUGUCGCAUUUGUGAAUGAUGACCAAGAAUACGAUUACGGCACGAGCUCGAUCGAUGAGGUGAGGGUGGCAACACCAAGCUGUAUGAUCGAUGUCGAAAAGGAUGAGAGAUGGUCAGAUCUGGUCAAGUUGGGCGAAAUUUUUGCAAACGAUGUUUGA
Molecule: messenger RNA, 1605 nt
Organism: Penicillium waksmanii
Lineage: Eukaryota; Fungi; Ascomycota; Eurotiomycetes; Eurotiales; Aspergillaceae
Exons: 2
Coding region: 1-1605 (534 amino acids)
Source: RefSeq, a predicted model, not a curated record